Molecule: messenger RNA, 4844 nt
Organism: Amphiprion ocellaris (clown anemonefish)
Lineage: Eukaryota; Metazoa; Chordata; Actinopteri; Pomacentridae
Gene: btg1
Product: B-cell translocation gene 1, anti-proliferative
Exons: 2
Coding region: 306-854 (182 amino acids)
Biological process (GO): negative regulation of mitotic cell cycle; negative regulation of cell population proliferation
Cellular component (GO): nucleus; cytoplasm
Source: RefSeq, a predicted model, not a curated record
CUUCCAGCUCCACUCUGGAGGAGGAAAGUGCGCAGGGAGGGUUGGCUGACGUUUUACCACGGGACCCCCCCAACCCCCUGUAUUUACCAACAACAGGCGUCUGUUACCCAACACUGUACCGUCCUCGCACACGGACUCUCUCUGUCAGAAACUUCCCUCUACCUCGACUAAUAAAUGCCAAGAGAAACAACACAAGCGCCAAAAGAUAAGGAUCGCCGCUCAGAGUCGGAGACGAACAGUCGGACAAACACGUAGAGUAAAAAAAACAAGAAAAAGCGCACGGAUCGUCGCCGUUGCCUUUCUCAAUGCAUACCCUUUGUGCCCGGGGAACGAUGAAACCAGAGAUCAACGCCGCCGUCGGAUUUCUGUCGAGAUUUCUGAGGGUAAAAGGACACGUAAACGAUCGACAGGUCCAAACAUUCAGCCAGAGCUUACAGGACAUUUUGGCAGAGCAAUAUAAGCACCACUGGUUCCCAGACAGGCCCUGCAAGGGUUCAGGUUACCGCUGCAUCCGCAUCAACCACAAGAUGGACCCACUGGUGGGGCAGGCAGGCCAGCGCAUCGGCCUGACCAUCCAGCAACUCUACCUGCUGCUGCCCAGCGAGCUCACGCUCUGGGUGGACCCCUUCGAGGUGUCCUACCGCAUUGGCGAGGACGGCUCCAUCUGCGUCCUCUAUGAGUCGCAGCCCGGCCCUGUAGGAAUGCAGGCGACAGCCGCCGCCAGCUCCCCCUCAGGAAACAGCGGCUCAGUGAGCCCCAUGGUGGACAGUCACAUCAGCUGCAAGGAGGAACUGAUGGUGCUGGGCAGAACCAGUCCCUCCAAAGCCUACAAUAUGAUGACUGUGUCCAGCUAAAGUGGCGCACUGUCACACCGACCUACUUUUGUUCAGGGUCACGCCGUGACUGGUCAGAUCAUUUGACCAGACCAGGGUGAGCCUUUUUAAAGCUAAGAAUAUGAAAUGAAAUAGUGAAAGAAGAAAAAAGCAAAAGGAAAAAAAAACAGAGGAUGUGGCCUAUCGUCCAGGUGAUGGAAACCUUGUAGGUUUGAUAUUUUUUACCCCUUCUCUCCCCGUUAUCAUCUGUUCUGUUGUGUCAUCGGAUCAGCCGACCACUCCGUUUUUUUAGGAGAGGCUUUGUGGAAAUGGAACUGUUGGGGCAGCUAAACCAACCAACCAACCAGGAGCCCCCAUGGAGACCCCCAUCCACCCCCCAGCCGAAAACAACAUGGUGAUCAGCUCCGCCUCUGAAGGGGCUAUCAGCAUUGACUUUGCACUUUUCUUACUUGUGGUUACUAUGGGUACAUGUUCAACACACCACUGCAAAAAAACACCGAGUCUAAAUUGUAUGGAAUAUUUUCCAGGAAUUACCCCUUGAAUUUGAAAAUGCAAAGGUUUUGCUGGGUUUUUUUUGUGUCCUGUGAGGGGAGGAAGUUGAGGUUCAGACUGGGCCCAUUGCAAUCCAAGCUCAAUGUAAAGAAACGCCCAAUGAGAGCAUCUCUAUUUUCUAUAGAAACCCUUUUUGGACCACAGGGAAUACAUUUUCUUUAUCUUGUAGCUACUGAAAAAAGGCUUCUGGUCUUAACUUCUCUUCCUCCCCCCCUUCGGCUAUCAACAUCGAGCUUCAGAAAACCUUCAUCUCAACGGCCUGUAUGUAAGUGCAAGUGGAAUGUGUUGUGACACCUGUUACCUAUGGAUACCAGUGUGUCCCGUCGCACUGUCGCCCUCCCAUCUCUCAUGUUUGUGUAGCUUUUCUGGGGGAAGGCAAAGGAGGACCCGUCUCCUCCUCCCCCCUUCCCCUAGUUAAUGAAUGUUGUUGAAAUUCACAAUCAAGUUCCUGUGUUAAUUUUACCCCCUUUUCCCCCAUCACUUUGUCAUCUGCAUUACCAAAACUCAAAGUGUAGCAAAAAGGGGGGGCCCUAUUUACCCAAAUUCUUGGUCAUGUGGCCCAGCUAGAAUUGACAUUGAAUGCACUUUGACGUGAGAUUGUGUGGGAUGUGUACUUUUUUAACGAAAAUCGCCUUCAUUCCAUCCAUUCGAAUGUCAUCUUUUCACACCAUUUUUACUGCCCUUGGUUCAUACUGUAGCUCCCACGUUGUAGACUCUGGUCUGCUGAGCUGGGAGUGUGCAAGUCUGGAUUUCAAAAAUAACAUUUUUAACACUGUACUUGUGAACAUUGCAGAGCUCUCGGUUGUUAUUUUGUAGGUGGAGAGUAUUCUGGGUGGUAUGUUAGAAACAUUCUGUCAUCCAUUCAUAUGGCACUGUUGACUCUGGCACGAUGCAGAGCUGAGCUGUCCCCCCCCCCCCAGAUACACACAGAUGGUGAUUUGUGUUGCUGAUUUAAAAAAAAAAUAGAAGAAAAAAGUUUGUCUGAAAGGUCUGGACUAAGUGAUGACUGUGUGAGACUUUGGCCAAAGGGAGGUCUGGAGCGCCGACUGUUCAGAGAUGAAUUUUAACUUGAAUUGAAAACACCAGGCCCUAGUCAGCCUUCUAUUUUCAGCUACUAUUUCUAAGCUCUUAUAAACCAGAGACACUUUUGUGUGAGUCAGAGGUGCACUGCCUUAUGGAGACCUCAUGAAUUAUGAGCCAUUUGUGAUGUUAAUCUAAUAUCAGGCUUAUGAAAGCCAGCCCCGCUGCAUUGUGCUGCCCGGACCCUCAUUUGGAGGCGUCCCCCCACCCCACCCCACCCCACCCCUUUAUUUUCCAGCCUGGCAGCUUCAAACCACCACCCCACCCCCGCCGCAUCCCUCCUGGUGUAGGGGUUCAGAGUGCCUCAAGUGCCACAUAUCACCCCUCAGCUCAGACCUCCUGUUCAGCCAAAAGCAAGCCAGCAUGCUGCUAGCUGACCCCCUGUGGAUGCAGGUAGACUUAAUGUGACACAUAUCAUCAUCCAUCACCGUGGGGAGCUGGGUAAGGAAGGCAGGGAUGAGGAGCUGGUGUGAGAGAGGGGGGGCCCAGGGCCGGACUCUUUGUGUCCAGGGCAGCUAAAAUCCCUCCAGGCCCCCCCUCUGGACUUGUUCAACAACCCCCACCCUGACCAGAAGCCCUCGACCCUCCCUCAGCAGUGAUGGAUAACCAGCACACGCACUUAGCGUGCUCGAGCUGCACUUGGGGGGCUAGUGAGAGACAAAAAACAUGGAUCGAAGAUGCAGAAUUGAGGGUACUAGGCCGUUGUUUUCUGUUUUCAUCUCACUGGAUCACGCUGCACUUGAUUACUGAGUUUGAGUAGCAACUUUGUUUACAUGCAUAUGAAAGGGUGUGAUGGCUGUCUGACGUACCCCGACUUCACUCCUGGUUCUGGGGCUGAGUGGUUAACAGCACGAUGGAACAGAUGCUGGAACGGCUACGGGUGUUGCUCAGGCCUUAGCCGCUGGCCAAAUCUGUCACGGCAGGCUGGUUCGCCGCUCAUCACCAGACCUCUGGGUGUUUAAGCUCCCCUAAGCCUGAGAGGAUCAUGGGUAAUAUAGCUAUAGCCUUUGACGCACUGCAACCCCCUAACCCCCCUCCUGCCCUGCUCUCUGCUGAUACUUCCUUCAGCAAUCUGUGAAAAGCAGUGAAUCCAUGUUGGCCAGAUGGAGAGGAGCCUGCUGGGAUGGGAGCCCAGAGCUUUGGUUUCCAUGGCGGACACCAGUUUUGAAAUCAUGCUGCUCCGUUAUAGCUUUUUAAUGUCAGGAUGUUUUGAGAUUUGGUCUAUAUUUCAGACGCGAGAUGGUCGUCUCGUCUCACUUUUUCCUCUAGAUGUGUUUUAUGGUCACACUGGUAGAUUUUCUCAUGUUUCCACUCAUCCACAUUCUCUCCUCUUCAUCCUCUUUUUAAGAGGAUUUUUAGUCUGGUGAUCUAACCUACUUUUUUUUUUUUUUUUUUUUUAGCAGACCUUGUUUUUAGUGUAAAAAAAAAAUCCAACCCAAAUCCCCUUUGACACCUUCUCAACUGUACUACCACCACCCAAAAUGGUUUUAGGUCCUCAGUAAUAUUGAUUAUUUAAAUGGCAUCCAUUCAGCUUGUGCGCACAUAGGUUAAAGAAUCGUCGUCAGAGUGCUUUGAGUAGUCGGAGGUUAAAAAAAAGCACAUAAAUGCACUAAAUGUCAAGUUGAAGUUGUGUGACAUUUUUUUGAGACGCGAGGAGUCUCUCCCUGGAAUGUAUUGCCAAACUCAGGCCUCGGACAUUCAAUAAAUACUCUUAUGGAAAAGUUGUGCAUGUUAAGACGUGAAACAGGAAGGGAACAGCAGUUUUGUUGUUGUUGUUGUCAAUAUUGUCAUCGAUUAGUUGAAUUAUUGCCACUUUCACAUUUGAGGUGUUUUACAUAUUAUAGAAUGUAUUGUAACUGUACAACAAAUGGUAGAGUACACAACAUUACACAUGGGAAGUGCCAAUAAUUGCUAUCCUGAGGUGUUUCUAGAUGUAUUCCUUUUUUUUGUAUUUCAUCUUUUAACAUGGAUAACGCUUUUCGUAAGUGAAGCCAUUUGUGAUGGGAGUGUUGGCAAGGACCAAAGUUGUUUUGGUAAAAAAUAUUAGUUUCCAUGAUCUGUAAGUGUAGACGUAUCCUUUGUUUUUUUUUUCUUUUCUUUUCAGUUUUUUUCCCUUUUUUUUCUAUUUACAUACAAAAAAAACAGAAAAUAGACAAAAAAAAAUCUGAGCUUACCCAAGAAGAAAAGCUGUAUCUUGUGAUCUCAUGUCAGUACACCUUUAUCGUGUUCAGUUUCUUUUCCUUGGGUAUGUUGUGAUGAACUGCUGUAAAUUUGUACAGUUCAUGUAAAUUGAUUGUGCGGAAGUUGUACAGAUUUCUAUAUUUUGGAAGAAAAGUUUUUUUUUCUCUGUAAUAAAAGAUUUCCUAUCUUGGCAUCAUA